GUGGUGGCUUGGGCUUCACACACUGUCAGACACCUUCGUGGUGGCCUCCACGGCCUUACCUUCAGGUUUGAAGCUGGCUCCACAAGGGACACGGUGACAUGAGGGACAGCUCACUGAUCCAUCUUCUGGCCAUUUCCUUCCUCUGCCUCCUCUCAAUGGUGUUUGCCCAGCUGUGCCGGACACCCUGUAGCUGUCCUUGGACACCACCCCAGUGCCCACAGGGGGUACCCCUGGUGCUGGAUGGCUGUGGCUGCUGUAAAGUGUGUGCACGGAGGCUGGCGGAGUCCUGCGACCACCUGCAUGUCUGCGACCCCAGCCAGGGCCUGGUUUGUCAGCCUGGGGCCGGCCCUGGCGGCCAUGGGGCUGUGUGUCUCUUGGAUGAGGAUGACGGUAGCUGUGAGGUGAAUGGCCGCAGGUACCUGGAUGGGGAGACCUUUAAACCCAAUUGCAGGGUCCUGUGCCGCUGUGAUGACGGUGGCUUCACCUGCCUGCCGCUGUGCAGUGAGGAUGUGCGGCUGCCCAGCUGGGACUGCCCACGCCCCAAGAGAAUACAGGUGCCAGGAAAGUGCUGCCCCGAGUGGGUGUGUGACCAGGGAGUGACACCGGUGAUCCAGCGCUCCACUGCGCAAGGACACCAACUUUCUGCCCUUGUCACUCCUGCCUCUGCUGAUGCUCCUUGUCCGAAUUGGAGCACAGCCUGGGGCCCCUGCUCAACCACCUGUGGGCUGGGCAUAGCCACCCGAGUGUCCAACCAGAACCGAUUCUGCCAACUGGAGAUCCAACGCCGCCUGUGUCUGCCCAGACCCUGCCUGGCAGCCAGGAGCCACAGCUCAUGGAACAGUGCCUUCUAAGGCCAACUGGGGAUGCGGAUACAGGGCCUGCCAUCCUCAGCAAAUGUCCCUAGGACCAGGCCCUGGACUGCUGGUAGAUGCUCUUCUCCGUGCUCUUGGCUGCAGUUAACUGUCCUGCUUGGAUUCACUGUGUAGAGCCACUGAGCGAUCCCUGCUCUGUCUGAGGUAGGCGGAGCAGGUGACCAGCUCCAGUUCUCUGGUUCAGCCUGGGAUUCUGGGUUCUCCUGGCUCGUUCCUCAAAACAUCCCUGUACAAAAAGGACAACCAAAAAGACCUUUAAACCUAGGCUAUACUGGGCAAACCUGGCCACCAUGCUGGGGAUAAGGUCAAUGUUAGGACCAGACAGCAGAUUGCCUGAAACUUCCAAUUCCCUUCUUGGACUUCUGUAUGCUUGUCCCCAAAGAUGAUGAAUGAACUCGUAAGUGUACCUUCCCUGACCUGAGAACACCCUGCCUGCUCAGGAAGUAUUCAGGGGCAGAAUUCUCUGUGAACAUGAAGAGAUGAAUCACACUGUCCUUAAGAAAUUCCUCAAAGUCCAGGAACUUGAGCUUUGUAUUUUCAGGAAUGCACAUCUCUUAAGCACUCGCAAAACAGGAGGCUCCACACCUCUGGCAGGCCAGGGCCUUUCUCUUCAGCAUGAGAAAGACAAGGGACAGCAGAGUACCCUCCUCUGGAGGACUAGUCUAGCCUAGAAUAAACACCCAAGUCAAGCGUGGA
Messenger RNA from Rattus rattus (black rat), 1568 nucleotides. It is a transcript of the gene Ccn5, whose product is annotated as cellular communication network factor 5. Gene Ontology annotation, cellular component: extracellular matrix; extracellular region. The transcript has 5 exons. Gene Ontology annotation, molecular function: heparin binding; integrin binding. The record is from RefSeq and is a predicted model, not a curated record. Bases 99 to 851 code for a protein of 250 amino acids. Gene Ontology annotation, biological process: cell adhesion; signal transduction. NCBI's taxonomy places the organism in Eukaryota, Metazoa, Chordata, Mammalia, Rodentia, Muridae.